GAACCACGAUCAGUCUUUCGUAGGAUUGCCAUCACGAUGGAUCAUUGGGCAGGAAAAGUCGCUUUGGUCACUGGCGCGAGCGUCGGAAUAGGCGCGCAGAUCACGAAAGCGCUCGCCAAGAGUGGAAUGAAAGUGAUCGCCAUCGCGAGAAGGCUGGAAAAGUUGGAAGAAUUGGCGACGAAUAUUAAUCGUGAAUGUAAUGGCAAAGUUUAUCCGAUGAAAUGCGAUGUCCGACAGGAAGAGGAAAUUCUUCAAGUGUUCCAGCGGGCGGAGAAAGAAUUAGGCGGCGUUGAUGUGUUGAUUAACAACGCUGGUGUGGCCUCACCUGAGACGAUUAUAGAGGGGUCAACGGAGACUUAUCGCAAAAUUUUGGACGUGAAUGUGCUUGCAUUGGCGAUAUGUUCGCGUCAGUUGGUGCAAUCUGUCAAAAAACGCAAGGCUUCGGGUCAUAUCAUUAAUAUUAACAGUGUAGCAGGGCACUAUGCAGAAAGUAUUAAUAUGCCAAUAAGUGUCUAUUGCGCCAGUAAAUAUGCUGUCACUGGAAUGACAGCGAGUUUGCGCAACGAAAUAGUAAACGCAAAGCUUGAUAUCAAAGUCACGAGCAUCAGUCCUGGUAUGGUAAAGACAGAUAUGGUAACGGAUAUCUUAUCUAACAUGGACAAAGAGGCCCGCAAAUCUUUCGCUGACCUUCCGGUACUACAUGACGUCGAUAUUGCUGAUGCAGUGAUUUAUUGUUUAAGUAUGCCGCUACGUGUGCAGAUAUGUGAAGUAAUAAUAAUGCCACACGAAGCUUUAGCUACAAAGAAUCCUAGACCAUACGCGAGGAGCUAAUGCGUAUACUGCGUUUCAAACUAGCUUUCUCCUGAAGCUUUUAACAGUCACGCUUUUCUGUAAAACGGAUGGAACUAAAAAAAGAAGAUUCAAGCUUUAUUUAAAUUUCUGUAAAUCAAAAAAGGAGACAAUAGAAAAGAAAUAAUGAUAUUUUUGUAUUUAUAUAUGUAAAUUUUUCACAAUCACGAUACUAACUCUUAUAUUGUUAUAUAAAAUUAGUAAAAAUGCAAGCUAGUAUUUUGUCAUUAUUUUAAUUCGGUUAAAACAAAUGUAUUUUUCGGUAACUGCUUAUUUCCUGCCAAAAUGUAAUUACUGUUGGAGAGAUUGCCUUUGAAAAAUAUGAAAUACACAAAAUAAUAAAACAAACUCGCAACAAAU
Molecule: messenger RNA, 1209 nt
Organism: Nylanderia fulva
Lineage: Eukaryota; Metazoa; Arthropoda; Insecta; Hymenoptera; Formicidae
Product: farnesol dehydrogenase-like
Source: RefSeq, a predicted model, not a curated record